CUCCUCCUCCUCCGGUUCUGGGUUCAGGGUGAGCCGUUGAGCGCAGGGCCCGCGCGCCGCCCCGAGACUUGAGGAAACAACAACAAGAACUCCCAGUGCAAAAGAAGUUCCAUUUUAGCUGCAGAAUUCUUGUAAUGCAGAGAAUAGCAAAAAUGGCUCAAGCGGCUAUGGCAGCAGCAUCUAGCCAUGAAGAGGAUUCAUCUGAAAGCAGAAUGGUUGUUACAUUUCUCAUGUCAGCCCUUGAGUCAAUGUGCAAGGAGCUUGCCAAGUCUAAGGCGGAAGUUGCCUGCAUUGCCGUGUAUGAAACAGAUGUGUUUGUGGUGGGGACUGAGAGAGGAAGAGCCUUCGUUAACACAAGAAAAGAUUUUCAAAAGGAUUUUGUAAAGUACUGUGUUAAUGAAGAGGCAAAGGCUGCAGAACUACAGAAAAUAAAGUCAACAUCCCUAGAUAAUAGGAUGACUGUGGAUAUUGUGGAAAUGGAAGCCCUCAGGAAAUCGGUGGAGGAUUAUUUCUGCAUCUGUUAUGGCAAAGCUUUAGGAAAGUCAACUGUAGUUCCUGUGCCGUACGAUAAGAUUCAGAGGGAUCCAUCUGCUGUGAUGGUGCAUGGUCUCCCAGAAGGACUUGCAUUUAAGCAUCCCACCAACUAUGAUGUUACAACACUGAAGUGGAUUCUGGAAAACAAAUCUGGGAUCUCAUUUGUCAUCAAAAGGCCCUUCCUUGAGCCAAAGAAACAUCUAGGACCUCGCAUAACAGAUUCCUCACACACAGUAACAUCCCCAGGUGGAAGCUGCCCUGCCAUCCAGGUGAAGACUGAGCCCAGUGAAGAUUCUGGGCUUGAGAUGGUAACAGUUAAAGAAGAAUCUGAGGAUCCCGACUAUUAUCAGUUUAACAUUCCAGCAGGUCCUUCAGAAACUUCGGCGAUUGAUGAGAAAAUCGCCAUGGCAAAGUCUUACACAGGAAGCAACCAGGGUUCCGAUUGCAGUGAAGGAACAGAUGUGGAAUUGCCAGUAGAAGAUUCUUCUCAACAUGCCACUUCUGAAACAAGUGAGGAUCCUGAAGUGGAAGUGACCAUUGAAGAUGAUGAUGACUACUUGCCACCUCAUAAGAAGACAAAGAGCACAGAACCAGUCAACGAUGCUGCCAAUUGUGGAAGAAGAAAAGCUAGAGAAUUCAAUUUUGAGAAAUGGAAUGCCCGCAUUACAGACUUGAGAAAGCAAGUUGAAGAGUUAUUUGAAAGAAAAUAUGCUGAAGCUAUUAACGCAAAAGGCCCCGUGACUAUCCCGUAUCCACUCUUCCAGUCCCAUGUUGAAGAUUUGUAUGUGGUAGGACUGCCAGAAGGAAUUCCCUUCCGGAGACCCUCCACCUAUGGGAUCCCUCGCCUCGAAAGGAUUUUGCUGGCAAAGGAACGGAUACGAUUUGUGAUUAAGAAGCAUGAGCUGCUAAAUUCAACACGAGAAGAUCUACCGUUAGACAAACCUGUUGCAGGAGUGAAAGAAGAAUGGUAUGCCCGAAUCACCAAACUAAGGAAGCUUGUCGACCAGUUAUUUUGCAGAAAAUUUGCUGAGGCACUGGGGAGCACUGAACCAAAGGCUGUCCCUUACCAGAAAUUUGAGGCGCACCCCACUGAUCUUUUUGUGGAAGGUCUGCCAGAGAACAUUCCAUUUCGGAGUCCGUCUUGGUAUGGAAUUCCUCGGUUGGAGAAAAUUCUUCAAGUCGGCAACAGAAUAAAAUUUGUAAUAAAAAAGCCAGAACUGCUAACAAUCACUCCUGCAGAGGUUACCCAACCAAGGACAAACAUGCCUGUCAAAGAAGAUUGGAAUGUCAGAAUCACAAAACUGAGGAAGCAAGUAGAAGAGAUAUUUAAUCUAAAAUUUGGACAAGCUCUGGGUCUGAGUGAAGCAGUGAAAGUUCCUUAUCCUGUCUUUGAGUCAAACCCUGAGCAUUUGUAUGUAGAAGGUUUACCUGAAGGCAUCCCCUUUCGAAGUCCAACAUGGUUUGGAAUCCCACGCCUGGAAAGGAUUGUCCGAGGGAGUGGAAAAAUCAAAUUUAUUGUGAAAAAGCCAGAACUUGUCACCUCUUAUUUGCCUCCUGGAUUGGCUAGUAAAGUAAAUACUUCGGAACCCCAAAGUCCUAACAGCUCAAACUCUGCACAAAGUCCUGUAAGCAACUCCAAGAUUCCAGAGAUUGAAGUUACUGUAGACGAAGGUCUUGCUAACAAGACACAAACCCCAGAAGUUAAAACUAAUCCUCAAACCAAUGGAUCCAAUGUAGGCUUUAAACCAAGAGGAAGAGAAUUCUCAUUUGAGGCCUGGAAUGCCAAGAUUACUGACCUGAAGCAAAAAGUUGAAAACCUUUUUAAUGAGAAAUGUGGGGAAGCUCUUGGACUGACGGAGCCCGUGAAAGUCCCUUUUGCGCUCUUUGAGUCUUACCCUGAAGAUUUCUAUGUUGAAGGCCUUCCCGAGGGAGUGCCAUUCCGUCGCCCUUCCACGUUUGGCAUUCCAAGAUUGGAAAAGAUCCUCCGAAACAAAGCUAAGAUAAAAUUUAUCAUUAAAAAGCCUGAGAUGUUCGAGGCGGCAAUUAAAGAAAGCGCUGCUGCUGUUCCAAGUCCUCAGAGAAGAACAAGUUUAUCAAACACCGUGAUAAACACUGUAAGUGUGCCUGAUCCGGUGGUGAAUACAGCUGCUGGAGUGGAAGACCUUAACAUCAUCCAAGUGACUAUACCAGACGACGAUGAGAGAACAUCCAAAGUAGAGAAGGCCCGACAGCUGAGAGAACAAGUGAAUGACCUGUUCAGUCGGAAGUUUGGGGAAGCCAUUGGCCUGGGGUACCCUGUGAAAGUCCCCUAUCGAAAAAUCACAGUCAACCCUGGCUGCGUGGUGGUGGAUGGGAUGCCUCCUGGAGUGUCUUUCAAAGCUCCCAGCUAUCUUGAAAUCAGUUCCAUGAGGAAGAUACUGGAUUCAGCAGAGUUUAUUAAAUUUACUGUCAUCAGACCAUUCCCUGGACUUGUAAUGAACAACCAAAUUGCUGAGAAAGCAGAAUCAGAAGCACCAGCACCAGCAGCUGUGCCAGUCCCCGAGCCAGUGGAACAAGAUCCAGUUGAACCAGACCAAAUAGUACAAGUAUCUGUGGAGGACGAUUCGGCACAGACUGAAGAAGACACUCAAAUAAAACAAGAGCCAGACCCAACGUGGUAGACCUCGCCAAUAUUUAGGGUAAAAAAGUCAUGAAGAAAAUGGAGCGGCGGGUGGCAUGCAGAUGAUUUUAUAGAUAGAAGGUGGAUUGUACUCUUAAUGUACAAUUUACAACCCACGUUGUGUUCAUAUUGGCCUUUGUAGAUUGCUUAACUCGGCAAUACCCUGUUGCAAUCUUAAAUUUGUGCUCAUUUUGUCCCUGGGCACACUUCAUUUAAUUUUAGCCCAGCUGAACCUUUAAAAGAGCAAGCUAAAUGAGUGAAACAGGUUUAGCAUGUCGAGUAGUCAAUAUUUUCAUUGGACUUCUAGCUGCACUUGAUUUAACUUCAAUCCCUGCCUUUUUUAUUCCCUCCUCACUGUUUAGUCAGAAGCUUCCAGGAUUGCGAAGAGUUUGCUGGGACGGCCCUGAGCUGUGUAAUAUAGCUGUAUAAGAGAAAUACCUUCUAUCCACCCUCCCCCAACCUCCUUUUUUUUGUAUUUUUAGAUAGAAAUGUCUACUCUGUUCAAAAGUCCUGAUAAUUGACAUGAAGCAAUGAAAUAAUAUUCACAAUGGCUUGUUUUUUUAAAAAAAAUAAUUAAUUGGAGGAAGAAAUGCUGGAUACAUGGCUUAAUGAUUGUUAGCUUUUCAUUAAUAUCAACAGGGACUUCCAAAAAAUAUCUGCCUUUCCAAUUAAGACAGUCCAUUAGAUAUCGAAGAAGAAAGAAAUAUGCCUAUCGUAGUUCAGGUUUUAUUUUUUUCUCCCAGUGGGAGUGGGUGGGUGUGGGAGUUGAAAUUGUCCGCUGAAUUUUUCUUUCUCUUUCUCCUUAAUGGUUAAUUGGAUAAUAGUAUCUGUAUAUUUGAAAUAAUUUUUUUCCUAUGAUAUAUCUCUCAACUCAUAUGUUUUUAAUAAAUAAAAAAAAAACUGGUUUUCCUGGCA
Podarcis muralis (Common wall lizard) is the source of this 4108-nucleotide messenger RNA. RefSeq names its product general transcription factor IIi (gene GTF2I). Gene Ontology annotation, cellular component: nucleus. NCBI's taxonomy places the organism in Eukaryota, Metazoa, Chordata, Lepidosauria, Squamata, Lacertidae. Gene Ontology annotation, molecular function: DNA-binding transcription factor activity. The record is from RefSeq and is a predicted model, not a curated record.